UUUUAUAGACCAAACUCCGGGUUUCUACCAGCAUAUAAACAACAUUUUAAUUUUAAAUCUAGAGAACAUUCUGGAAGAGUCACAUGAUUCUGGUGGACCAAUGAUGUGACGCUGUUUAAAAAAAAAAAAAAAAAACCGACGUUGUGAUAGUCUUGUUAUUUUGUGGCGUGUUAUUGUUGUAUGUGAGUUAUCAGUAAUUUACAACGAAGAAGUUCUCUAAAUAAAGAUGUUAUCUAAAUAGAAGUGGUGUUUAUAAGGAAAAAGUAGUAUUUGUUGUGGCACGUGAGGCAAAUUGGCCAAUGGCAGCGCGUGCAACGAAGAGGCGAGUAUAAAUACCGGCGGUUGCUGAGGGAGCGGGUCGCCAGAGAAGAUUGUAAAUAAGGGAAGGAGAUGGUAGAAAAAUAUAAUUAAGAAGCAAAUUUUUGUGUACAUUUGUAACCGAAUCUCCAUAGAAAUUACCGGCGUGAACCUUCACUGUUCGUCCUCCCAGCAAAACGUCUUCGGCACUGGGCACCUGCCGCAUUCUGCAGUUAUACAAUCUUUGUGCCAGUGAGAGACGGAAAGGUGUUGCAGUAUGAGGAUGUUUGAUUUGAUGAGUAUUAUAAACAAUAAAUAUUCAGUGCAUUAAUGAAACAACCAUAUUCAAGAUGUCGGGGGCAAAAGGAUUGCAGAGUUGUAGCCGUGGAAACCCUCCACCCCCUGAAUAUAAAAACCCCAAGAAGCCUGGACGUCUUACAAAUCAGCUGCAGUAUUUGCACAAGGAGGUCAUAAAGGCUUUGUGGAGCCAUCAUUUUGCCUGGCCCUUUCGACACCCUGUUGAUGCUGUGAAACUAAAACUUCCUGAUUAUCAUGCCAUUAUUAAGACUCCAAUGGACAUUAGCACCAUUAAGAAACGCCUGGAGAAUAACUACUACUGGAAAGCUGUGGAAUGUAUAGAAGACUUUAAUACCAUGUUUACGAACUGCUACGUAUAUAAUAGGCCUGGAGAUGACAUUGUGUUAAUGGCACAAGCAUUGGAGAAGCUUUUCCUUCAGAAAGUGGCACAGAUGCCCCAGGAAGAGGUUGAGUUCCCAUCUACCAUGAACCGAGUAGGCAGUGGCAAAGGAAGGAAACCUUCAGGAGGUAAGCUAAAGCCACCUCCUCCUGUAUCUGAAGUUGUCGUCCAGCAAACAGUGACAUUGAUUCCUCCGCAGACCGCUACUGCAGCCCCGACUGCACCUAUGUCAGGAACACAACUUGUAUCAAAAGUCAAAAAGGGUGUCAAAAGGAAAGCCGAUACAACCACUCCAACUACAUCCAUUGUAACAAGUAGUGAGUCUUCACCUACUCCUGCAGAACCAAGGCCUUGCAAGAUAACAUCAAGAAGAGGAAGUGGUCGACCGAUUAAACCUCCAAGAAAAGACUUGCCAGAUUCUCAGCAGCAGCAUCAAAUUGGCAAAAAAUCAAAAUUGUCAGAGCAACUGAAGUACUGCAGUGCGAUACUUAAAGAGAUGUACGCAAAGAAGCAUGCAGCAUAUGCUUGGCCCUUCUAUAAACCUGUUGAUGUAGAAGCUUUGGGACUUCAUGAUUAUUGUGACAUUAUAAAACAUCCAAUGGACCUUGGAACUAUGAAAAAAAAGAUGGAUAACCGAGAAUAUAAAGAUGCACAAGAAUUUGCAGCAGAUUUUAGGUUAAUGUUGAUGAAUUGUUAUAAAUACAAUUCUCCAGACCAUGAAGUUUCAGCAAUGGCAAGAAAGCUACAGGAUGUGUUUGAGAUGCGGUUUGCCAAAAUGCCAGAUGAACCUGUUGAAAGUGCAACCCCAGCUCCGCCUUCAACAGAAAUAGACAAAACUCCCUCCAGCAGUGAGAGCUCCUCGGACAGUGAGAGCUCCUCAGACAGUGAGAGCAGCUCUGAUUCUGAGGAGGAAAGAACUCGGCACCUUGCUAACCUCCAAGAGCAGUUGAAGGCAGUACGUGAGCAACUGCAAAUGUUAUCCCAGGCCCCCCUGUUGAAGCCAAAGAAAAAGAAAGACAAAUCAAAAAAGGAAAAGAGGAAAAAAGAUAACAAAAAAAAAGAAAAGACAGGGAAAAAAUGUGGUGAUGAAAGGAAAAAAAAGUCCAAGCAGGUGAAGAGAGCUAGAAAAAGCUCUUCAGGAAGUCGUAAAAAAAGCAAGUUGCCCACAGUUCCAUGUGACUCGGAACAUGAAGAGGAAUCAAAGCCUAUGUCAUAUGAUGAGAAAAGGCAGCUGAGCCUUGACAUAAACAAGCUUCCUGGUGACAAGCUUGGGAAGGUUGUUCAUGUAAUCCAGUCAAGAGAGCCUUCACUGAAAGACUCUAAUCCUGAAGAGAUAGAAAUUGACUUUGAAACAUUAAAACCUUCAACACUGAGAGCCCUGGAGACAUAUGUUAUGACCUGUCUAAGGAAAAGGCCAAGAAAACCAAGUGAGAAAAGGGCACUGAAGCCCAAUAAGGCGCUUCAAAUUGAGAAAAAGCAAGAAUUGGAGAAGUUGCUGGAUGUCAGUGGACAUCUACAUUCAGUGAAGACACAGAAAAGUACAUGUGCAAACACUGAUGCUAAUGCAUAUCUUGGAGGACCCUCUCGACUCAGCGAGAGCAGCAGCUCUUCAAGUUCAGGUUGCAGCAGUAGUAGUGAUUCUAGUGCAACUGAUAGCAGUGACUCUGAUUCAGAACAGAGAACAAAACAGAAGCAAAGCUGCACUGACCAUCUUGAUUUCAAAUUGCAAGCAAAGGAAAUAAAGCCAAUACUACAGCCUUUAUGGGAUAAUGCUCUUGCAGGUCAAACCUUACCUCCGUUUAGAACCAGUUUGCCGCUUUCAAUACAACAUCCCCAAGAGACCGAGAUACACAAAUUCCAGACUUUGAAACAUGUACCACUGGAGCCACCUGAACAAAUAACUAUAUCACCUCCAGCCUUACAUACUAGUCUGCCACAACAGCCAUCAAGACCUAGCACCAAAGCAGCACCUCUACCUCCUAAACACAGGCCUUCACAGUUGCAGCAGCCAGGGUCUGCAAAUGCACCUCAACAAGAGGCAACCCAACACGUUCCUUUGCAAUCUGCCCAUGACCACAUAUUGUUGCAAGAGCCCCAAAAUAAACAGGCUAAACUACAGUCCAGUUGCAGUCCAGUAUAUUCACUUCCCCAGUUAAAACCCACACAGCAGUCACAACUGCCUCAGCAGAUGCACAUGCAACAUCCCCAGAUUUUUCAACAAACACUGAAACUGCAAGCUGGGCAACAUUCCUUCAACCAACUUAACCCUUCUCAGAGCCCACCUACUAGGAUGCAAACAGAAGAUAUUUCUUCACUUCUGUCUCCUUUGAAUUCCCCAACUGGGUUACAUGCAUCUUCAAACCCCUUUGUAAUAAACAGUGACAAUAUCAAAACGGAGUGCCCAGUGUUGUCCCCGAUUCAUGGCAGUCCACUGUGUAAUAGUUAUCCAGUGGACCAGACAGAAUUACAGUUUGUUGAAAAGGAGAAUUGUGCGGAAGUCGGAUCAGAUAUUACACAGCCAUUAUCAAAAAUGGAAACCAGCCAUCCUGAUGAGGACAAGAGUAAUACAAGUCUUAGGCAACUUGGUCCUGUCAGCAGAUGUGAGAAACAGAUGGAAGAUAUUACAACUCCAAUCGUACCUAAAAAGGACAUUAGGAUCAAGAAUGUUGAUUCUUGGGCAAGUUUAGGAAAGAUGGCCACUUCCACACCAUCCAUAAUAAAGUCCUCUAAUGAGAGUUUUCAGCAGUUCAGAAAAGCUGCAAUGGAAAAGGAAGAAAGAGAAAAGGCUUUAAGGAAACUGCAAAUGGGACAACCCGGGAGGGAAAGAAAAAAUGUUCCUGAAAAAGAAAGUUUUUUGUUUGUUUUCAGAGACCAAGAUGAUGAGCGACCUUCAGAAAGUGUCCAGACAGUUCCAGACCAGGCAAUUUCUAAGCCAGAUGAAGUCACUAAAGAGGAAAAACAAGAACUACAAUCAGCCUCUCAGUCUUCUAUUGAUAGAGAGAGGGAGAUGGCCAGGAAAAGAGAACAGGAACGCAGGAGGAGAGUAGCUAUGGCAGGCAUUAUUGAUAUGACUCUGCAGAGUGAUAUUAUGGCAACAUUUGAAAAUAACCUUUAUUAAAACAAAAGCAGGUGGAACUUUAUAGUUCCAUGUAUAUAAUACAAAUAGAUGUCUUAAUAUGCAAUGUUAAUGCAUUACCAGAUAGAACAUACAGCUCUUGCUUUCUACAGCUCUGAACUUUUUUCAGGCACUGGAUGUCUAAGUUUAACAUAAAUGUGGAAGGAAACUGGUUCUCAUUCUGCAAGAAAUAUUUCUGCAUGACUCACUUCAGUUAUCCUUGAUGAUUGUUAUUGUAAUAUAUUGUACAGUAUAAUAUACUGCAACCUUGUAUGCACAGACACUUAAAGGACCACAUUGUUUGUGGAUGUCUUUUGCCUUUUUGUACAGAUGAUCGCUUAGUGAAGUUUUGAAAAUGCUUUUAAAUGAAGUAUGUGUUUCUUUGUUGGCCAUUAUGCAACAGGUUAUGAAUGAAUAGAGUCUUUAUGAUUUGAAAUACUGUGUUCACUCUAAAAAUGAAACUAUAUUGGAGUGGAUUAUUAUUUUUUUUUUUAAAGCAGGAAAUCUUCCAUACCUGUGUUCUGUACUUCAUGUUGAGUGCUUAACAUUGUAAGGAAAUAUAUCCCCAUAUGUUUUGCAACACUGUGUUCAAUCUUGGUCAUGUAUGUAGGACUGCUGUUGUAAAAGAAAUCUGUGCUCUGCUAAUUUGUACUUGAAAUGGUUGACUGUUAAUGAACCAGAUUGGUUGGUAUAUCUAUAUGUAAGUGAAGGAAUUUCCUCAACAAUGGUUUUGCUGUUAAUACCAGAUGAUAAUAUGAUUGAGAAUAUAUUAUAUACGUAUGUUAAAAAAAUAAAUAAACAAAACAAAAAAACUACUAUUGUUUACCUUACUCUGAUAUAAUCGUUAACUGGUUCAUGUUAAAUCUGUAUUUUGCCAAAAGUUUGUAUACUUACUUGGAAGUAUAUUUUUAGAUGCUAUGUGCAAUGUGUCGUAGGCAGUAUCUGCCUAGAAAUUGCAUUUCACAUUUGUUAGUUGGUAACAGUGCAUGUUAGGUUGUUAAAAUCAAAAGGAAAAUAACGAUAUGCUAAAAAUGUCAUUUAUUAUUUGUAUUUAAUUGAUUCUAUAAUUUUGUUGUUCAAUUGCAUUGUACUGAUUUGUUCUAGUAGAGACUUGAUGUGCAGUUGGUCAUUUGUUUUGUUGGAAGUUAUUAUAUUGUUUCAUCUCAAUAACGUGUUCAUACAUUUCUGCUAAAAUACAGUAGCACUUAUUUGCUAGUGUCUCUAAGGUAUGAUAAGCUAGAAAGCAUGACAAAUAUGUAGAAAUAUUUAAUUUUGAUGAUAAAUAGCGCUAA
Molecule: messenger RNA, 5401 nt
Organism: Polyodon spathula (Mississippi paddlefish)
Lineage: Eukaryota; Metazoa; Chordata; Actinopteri; Acipenseriformes; Polyodontidae
Product: bromodomain-containing protein 3-like
Exons: 21
Coding region: 648-4112 (1154 amino acids)
Biological process (GO): chromatin remodeling; positive regulation of transcription elongation by RNA polymerase II
Cellular component (GO): chromatin; nucleus
Source: RefSeq, a predicted model, not a curated record